AUGAACUUAGCAAGUCAGACUUAUGUGUUGGUGGUCUUUCUCACCUCCACGGUGUCCAUAUGCCGGGCACAGGAGAGAGACUACACCGUAAAGGAGGAGCAGCCAGAGAACGUACGCAUUGGGAACCUGCGGAGAGAUCUCGACCUCAACCUGGACCCCAACAUCCGACUAUCCUCACCCCUGCAGUUCAAGCCCGUGUACAAAACAGGCGAUGUGCCUUUGGUGAGAGUUGAGGCCAACACAGGGGAGAUCUUUACUACCAAUCACCGAAUCGACAGGGAGAAGUUAUGCUCGGGGGUAUUUGCAGAGAAACGCUGCUAUUAUGAAAUUGAGGUGGCUGUUUUGCCUGAUGAGAUCUUCCGGCUGGUCAAGAUUCGCUUCCUGAUUGAGGAUGUCAAUGACAAUGCGCCCCUUUUCCAAUCCACGGUCAUAAACAUCUCUAUUCCAGAGAACACGGUCAUCAACACCCGAUACCCUGUGCCCUCUGCGUUUGACCCUGAUGUCGGGAUCAAUGGGAUCCAACAUUACGAGUUGGUCAAGAGCGUUGGAGAAUUUGGCUUAGACAUCAUUGAGACACCUGAAGGCGAUAAGUGGCCACAGUUGAUUGUUCAGCAGAACCUAGAUCGGGAACAAAAGGACACCUUUGUCAUGAAAAUAAAGGUGGAAGAUGGGGGUAACCCUCCCAAGUCCAGCACCGCUAUCCUUCAAGUCACCAUCUCUGAUGUAAAUGACAAUCGGCCCAUCUUUAAGAAUAGCGAGUUGGAGGUCACGGUGCCGGAGAAUGCCCCUGCUGGAACCUCAGUUGUUCAGCUUCAUGCGACGGAUGCAGAUCUAGGAUCCAAUGCUCAGAUUCACUUUGCCUUCAGUAAUCAGAUUUCUGCCUCAACAAAGCGUCACUUUGCCAUUGACAGCACAACAGGAUUGAUCACUGUAAAGCAGUCACUGGAUAGGGAGUUGACCCCUGUUCACAAGCUUAUCGUUCUGGCCAGUGAUGGAAGCUCAACACCCUCAAGGGCUACGGUGACUAUCAAUGUUACAGAUGUUAAUGACAAUGUUCCAUCCAUUGACACUCGCUACAUAAUCAACUUGGUGAACGGGACUGUUCUGUUGUCUGAGAAUGCCCCCCUCAACACCAAAAUAGCCCUCAUUACAGUUACAGACAGAGAUGCAGACCUCUAUGGAAAGGUCACUUGUUACACUGACCAUGAUGUUCCAUUUCGGCUGAAGCCUGUCUUUAAUGAUCAGUUUUUAUUAGAGACAGCUGCUCCACUCGAUUAUGAGACAACUCGAGAAUAUGCAAUUAGGAUAGUGGCCUCAGAUAGGGGAACGCCUCCUUUAAACACUUCAGCUAUGGUUUUAAUUAAAAUCAAGGAUGAGAAUGACAAUGCACCCAUCUUCCCCCAACCAGAAAUCCAACUUUCCAUCCCAGAGAAUAAUGACCCGUCCUCACAGUUAAUAAAAAUCAGUGCCACUGAUGCCGAUAGUGGACAUAACGCUGAGAUUAUUUAUACCCUUGGCCCCGAUGCACCCGAUGGGUUUAACAUAGACAGACGGUCAGGAAUCCUUUCGGUUGGAAAACGACUAGACAGAGAGAAGCAGGAGAGGUACUCCUUCACUGUCAUAGGCAGGGACAAUGGUUCAUCGUCCCUGCAGAGCAAUGUCACUGUUAGGCUAAUCGUUCAGGACCUUAAUGACAACAGCCCGGCUUUCACUCACCCCGAGUACAACUUCUAUGUGCCUGAAAACCUUCCUCUCUUCGGAACUGUGGGCUUAAUUACAGUGACCGACGCAGAUGCAGGAGAUAAUGCCAUUGUGACUCUGUCCAUUUUGAACGGGAAAGACCAUUUCAUUAUUGACCCUCAAACUGGUGUAAUCAAGCCCAAUAUCAGUUUCGACCGGGAGCAGCAGAGUUCUUACACAUUUAUGGUCAAAGCAGUGGAUGGAGGACAACCGCCCAGCUCUUCGUAUGCUAAGGUCACUAUAAAUGUGGUUGAUGUAAAUGACAAUCGCCCUGUGUUUGUUGUUCCUGCUUCUAAUUACUCAUAUGACCUAGUGCGGACCACCACCACCCCUGGUGAUGUUGUUACAAGAGUGUUUGCCAUUGACAAUGACACAGGUAUGAAUGCUGAGCUUCAAUAUAGCAUUACCAGCAGCAUCAUCAUCACAUCUCGAGUCUCCCCUCGAGGCCUAUUCUCCAUCGACAAAACAACAGGCAACAUAACACUACAGGAGAAAAUUGUCGCGGCAGAUCAAGGGCUGCAUAGGCUUGUUGUCAAAGUCAAAGAUCUCGGACAGCCGGAAUCAUUACAAGCUAUUGCACUCAUUCAUUUAUUCGUCAAUGACACUGUUUCUAAUUCCACUUUCAUCCAAGAUCAGCUGCGGAAAAGUAUGGAGACGCCUCUGGACCGAAACAUAGGGGACAGUGAGGUAACACCUCAGGCUAACGGAUAUGUGAUUGUUGUCAUUGCUAUUAUAGCUGGGACCAUGACUGUCAUCUUGGUGAUAUUUGUGACUGCCUUGGUACGCUGCCGACAGACACCCAGACACAAAGUAGUACAAAAGGGCAAGCAGAGUGGUGAGUGGGUAUCACCUAACCAAGAGAGCCGACAAAUCAAAAAGAAGAAAAAGAGAAAGAAGCGAUCCCCCAAGAGCCUUCUCUUGAACUUUGUGACCAUAGAUGAAUCUAAGCCUGAUGACCCUACACAUGAGCAUGUUAACGGUACGCUGGAUCUCCCGGUGGAGCUAGAGGAGCAAACAAUGGGGAAGUAUAACUGGGCCACCACACCCACCACCUUCAAACCCGACAGCCCGGACUUAGCCAAGCAUUACAAAUCUGCAUCCCCUCAGCCUUCAUUUCAAAUCAAACCAGAGACUCCAGUGGCCCCAAAGAAGCAUCACGUGAUCCAGGAGCUCCCUCUGGACAACACAUUUGUGGUGGGCUGUGACACGCUCUCCAAGUGCUCCUCAACAGGCUCUGACCCAUACAGUGUCUCAGAGUGCGGCUGUCAGGGGGGAUUCAAGACUCCAGGGCAAAUCACCACUCGGCAGAAUGGGAUCCAGACACCAGAGAGGUCUUUUAACUCACCACCUAUUUGUCCUCAUAAGGAGGCCUGUCAACUUGGGAAGAUAGCGUCUGUGAAUACCCAGCGCCGAGUGACGUUCCAUCUUCCAGAUGGUUCCCAGGAAAGCUGCAGUGAUAGUGGAUUGGGCGAUCCAGAACCAAGUAGCACGGCUAGUACUUCCCAGGCGCUUCCAUUCAGCUUACCCCAUGAGGAGUACUAUGAACAAACAUCGCCUAAUAGUCGCACAGAGGGAGAUGGAAACUCAGACCCGGAAUCAACCAUCGAAGUGAACCUCCAGAAAGCUUUGGCUGAGGCGUCCGAGACCUGUACUCAAGAAUGUCUGAUACUGGGCCACUCCGACACUUGCUGGAUGCCCCCAACCCUGAGCCAAUUCCAGAGUCCAGCCAGUGGAAGCCCCGCCUCAACCCCUACGUCCACUGCCAUCUCUGGUACGCUUCCAUCCUUUGGCUUCCAGCAGAGCUGUGUCAGGGGAGUCAAGGUUAACAUGGGCAGCCUCAGUACCAUGGAUGGUCGGCACACGCUGGGAAGGUCUGUGCCUAAAAAAGACGAGCUGGACAAUGGGCUAAACAGGCCACAGUUCUACAACACCUUGGAUAGACACUGCAGUAAGAAGGAGGACACCGUCAAGGUCAUCCCCCUGGCAAGCUUCUCAUCUCCUGGAAAGCAGACAGCAACCGGUGGGGGUAGCAGCUCCUUCCUACAUGAGCACCAGCUGUAA
Messenger RNA from Nerophis lumbriciformis (worm pipefish), 3801 nucleotides. Lineage: Eukaryota; Metazoa; Chordata; Actinopteri; Syngnathiformes; Syngnathidae. The record is from RefSeq and is a predicted model, not a curated record.